AUGGCAACUACUGUUGGACGUGAGAGUAUGAUGGGAGCCACGGGUACGCAGGUCUUCGACGAAUCUUCUAUGCAAGCGAUCUCUCUACCAGCAAUGCUGGAUACUUCUGCUUCCUCAACAACAUCAUUCUCAGGACCGCGCUCUCCACGGACGAUGCCUCCUCUGCCGAAUCCGCCUUUUGUCUUCCCGGCAAGGCCCUCGUCCGCCUCUGCGCCAUCUUCCUUCUCGAGGGCAACAGGACGGCGACCGCUGUCCGCGAUAGAAACUCAAGGACGGUCCACCUUCAGCAUGACUGCUGAUCCUGCGGACCGACCUUCAAAAUCACCUGCGCUCCCCAACUUUACAUUCAACCCGGGUGCUUCGCUGUCGCCGGAUACCAACUCUCUUCUCAGCCCCCCCCUGUCUCCGCCGCCCGUCUCCCCAAGACUUGUGCCUUCGCCUUCAAGGCCAACGGGAGUUGGACACAGAAGAGGAGGAAGCGAAUUUGUGGGAGGAAGCAUACGAUCUGGAGACUCGAUCACAGUCACGGGUACAAGCCCGACAAGAUCCGAAAGUGGCUUCGCUUCUCCCAACUUCCAACUUCCACCACCCAACCCCGGCGCCCGCCGUGGCCACGCCCACAGACGAUCUGCGGCGCUAUCGAGCCAUGAUCUGUCUCUGAUUGUGCAACCCCCGGCACCCGGAAACCUACGGGGCAAUAGCGCGCCAACCAGCCCGGCCGAGUUUGACCGACGUCUGGAAGACCACAAUGGAGGGCUGGUUGAGAAGACGUUAAGAGGCGUCGAAUCUGAGCUGGCUCUCAAGGUACCGACAGAGCUCACCAGGCCCGUGACAGCUGAUUCGGGCACAUCGAGCGGCAGAGCUUCACCUGCCGCCAGGCCAGUGACCCGUACCCGGGUUGGAUUCUCCGAUACUCUCGAGUUUAUCCCGCGCCCCCUAUCAAUGGUGUCCAGUGAUACUUCAAGCACCGUAACCGCCCGGCCUGGAGGGCAUUCUGUGUCUGGCAGUAUUUCUUCCAUAAUUUCGAUUCCGGCCACGACAAACCCGGAAAGCGAGCCUGUCAUUCCUCUGGUACUUACUCCGUCACGGCAGAACAACGAAUCACGACCUAGCACUGCUGGAGCCGUUCUCGAACGAUCCCAGAGCAUCCAAUCGGUCGGUGCGUCUCCAAGGAGGAGAAACUCGAUCCCUACUCUCAUCAACGUGCCGGAAGCCGGUAGCGUUGGCCCCCCGAUGCCCAGCCCCACGAAGACCCCUAAGCGCUGGUCUUUCUUUGGGCUUGACCCUUUUGCCGCUGCUGCAUCACCACUGCGCACUAGACCUGUCAGCUCCAGCUCCUCCGAGUCGGGAUCCAAACCACACAGCUCCGCCUCAUCCUCGUCUUUUGAACACGUCUUGGAACCGCCUGGUACUCCGGAAACAUCCGAGGAAAGCGGCCAACGAACCGACAGCAAGAAGCCAAAGAGGAAGAAGAAGGUCAAGAAUUGGGCCGGAUCAAUCUUGGCGCGCAAGAACAAGCCGCGCAACAAGAAGUGCAAGGACCUGGACCUCUCGGGCGACUCAGCACGUCGGUUCGAGACAAUCAAACACAAAGAUGACUCUCUCAUGGUUGAGCCAGAAGUUAACAUUGAGCCGGUGACACCGACGCUCAUGGUCACAGAUACGUCUAGUCAACCGCAAAACCUGCAGGAAUGGAAGCCACGUCCUGUGUCAGCUCAGGAUGACUCGUCAUUCUCCAUGAUCGACCUCGAUGCAGCUCUGGGGCCUUUCAACACACCCAUUGUCAACAACCCCGAAUGGGAUGCCGCUCAGCGAGCAGCAGCCUCAACCAAGCGUCAGCUGCACAGUGCUCAGGGGAUGAAAGGCUUCAGUGGCCCAGGAAUGCAUUAUCACAGACGCGCAGAAAGCGCGCCCGAGAUGGUGCCUUUUGAAGGCGCUCGAUUCGGCAUCCACCGCUUCGGCAGCAGCUCGACCAUGGCCGAUGUCUUUGAGGAAGAUGAGGAAGACGACGACCACACGGGCAAGUCCGCAUCACUCCACACCAACAGCGGCAGAGGCACGGCGCAAGACAGCGCGGAAUCCUCCGGUGACGAGGCCACACCCCCAGCUACCGACAUCGCCAAGAAGCCCAUCCUGGAUACUUUGCCUGUCCGCGCCGUUGAUGACAGCUGCAUCCGCGGUGGCCCCAUCCCCAACAAGGAGGCGACCAAGGCGGCUGCUAGCAUGAAAUCGGAGAAGUCGCUUGCUUCCCUGCAAGACAAUGUGAUUGUUGAGGAGCCCUCUCGUGCCGACGUCCCCGAAUUCCGCACAGGAUCUAUCUUCCAGGAGAAAGCAGAGUCAACUGGCUCCGCGACUCCCUCGCCCAGGAGAAUCCUUGCGAGCAAAGACCUGGCUCCUGUUGAUGUCAGCCCUCUUCAUCUUCCGACUCUUUCUCAUGUUCCUGUCAGUCCCUAUUCGAUGAGCCACGCUUCCUCCUUCCCGUCGCCUCGUUCACCAAUGUCUUACGAUGCACAGCGAAUCUCAACGGCCCCGUCAUCGGUCAACGAAGAGAACAACUUUCAGUCCCUACUGCUCGGAGAGCCGGGCCCGGAGGUCAGGCUUUCUGUAGAUAUUCCGUCCUUGACAUCCAGUCACUCGACCAUGACGAGAGACAGCUCCUUCGCGCCCAGCAGUCAAUUGAGGCAAGAUCCUAUCCGUCCGGACCAACAACGGCCGGUUUCAGUGUCCUCAGCAGCCUUUGGCCGUCGCAGGUCAAGUCUUGCCAGUCUAAGCAGGCUCAUUAGCAGCUCACACGGGGAACGCAGCAAGCUCUCCAUGGAGGUCUCAUAUGACGGCGAGGGCGACAAGAAGCACAAGUCGAGCAAAUCGAAACGACUCAGCCGAAUGAUGCGAUUCUGGAAGCCCAAGGACGACACGUCGGCAUAA
Colletotrichum higginsianum IMI 349063 is the source of this 2925-nucleotide messenger RNA. Its product is annotated as Cell wall proline rich protein. Lineage: Eukaryota; Fungi; Ascomycota; Sordariomycetes; Glomerellales; Glomerellaceae. The transcript has a single exon. The record is from RefSeq and is a predicted model, not a curated record. Bases 1 to 2925 code for a protein of 974 amino acids.